Lactuca saligna is the source of this 393-nucleotide messenger RNA. Lineage: Eukaryota; Viridiplantae; Streptophyta; Magnoliopsida; Asterales; Asteraceae. The record is from the annotation of a GenBank genome assembly.
AUGGUGGAAUCGUAUGUUGGAGUUUCAAUCAUCUGGUUUAUUUUUGAAGUGCUGGAAUAUCAUUUGAUGACUCUUGUUUGUAACGGUCUGAUUCUUAAAUUGGUUAAAUGUCUUGGCCUUUAUCAACAUAUCUCCACCAAAAUUCCUAAAGUUUUGAUUCCACAGAAACCCGUUUUGGAAAUUGUUUCAUCCCUGAGAAUUGAGUUAAACAAAGGUUUUGCAGCGAUUAUAGAUAUCGGUUCAGGGAAACACCUCAAAAAGUUUCUAUCUAGAAGAGGGAUGACGAGAUCGGUCAACUGUAUAUCUUCGAUGGAGAAGGGAAACAUCAACGAUACAAACUAUCGUCGGAUCGGAAAUCUCACAGGAAGUGGGAGAAGGGAAGCGGGAAUGUGA